This is a messenger RNA of Acanthocheilonema viteae, 2415 nucleotides long. NCBI's taxonomy places the organism in Eukaryota, Metazoa, Nematoda, Chromadorea, Rhabditida, Onchocercidae. The record is from the annotation of a GenBank genome assembly.
AUGCACGUGGUCGAAUGGAUAAGCAAAGAAUCAAUAAUAUCCGCGAUUAGUCGUGUUGGUGACUGGGAAAUCGGUGAUCGCUGUCAAAUCGGUGGAAAAAUGGGCAAUAUUGUAUAUAUUGGACCAGCAAGAUUUGCACCAGGUGAAUGGAUAGGUAUUGUUCUUGAUCAACCGCUUGGAAAAAACGAUGGUUCUGUUGAUGGACAUCGAUAUUUUUCUUGUGAACCAAAUCAUGGAUUAUUUUGUAAAGCCAGUAAAUUGGAACAUGUACAAUCACCGACUCUAUCAACUGAAACGUCGCAAAAUAAUCCGUUUUGCAAAGAAUACGGAUUGGAGAUCGGUGAUCGAGUUAUCGUAUCGGGUGGUAAAUGUGGAAGAUUACGUUUUCUUGGAAACACUGAUUUCAAAGACGGCGUUUGGGCUGGGAUUGAGUUAGACCAACCAGCAGGGAAAAACGAUGGCAGCGUUCAGGGUAAGCGAUAUUUUACAUGCAAAGCACCAUAUGGUUUGUUUGCUGCCGCAUCAAAAGUUGUUCGUGCACCCGAACAAAAUUCUGCUAAAUUUAAAAUUCGACAUACAAAAACGUCAGCAUUACGGCAAAGGUCGGGUAGUCACGAGUCAUUAUCAUCAAUUAGCGCAUCGUCGGUUGCAUCAUCACGAAUUUCCAAAUACAACUUCGCCACUCCACGAUCUGUCCAGAGGCCAUUUAUUAUUUCAUCAUCCAGAGGACAAGAAGAUUUAUUCAAAGCACUUCAGGAGUCAUUAAAAGAGAAGGAAACACACUUGGAACAGAUGAUCAGGGAACGUGAUCUUGAAAGGAAUGAAAUGGCAGUUUUGUCAAAUCGUUGCGAAUUGGCAGAAGCAAAAGUAGCACAGCUCGAAAGCGCUAAAACUUUAGUAGAUCAACAGCUUGAAGCGUUAAAAGUUAUAAUGGAUGAAACUGAGGCUAAAUUUAAAGUAGCAGAUGGCACUAUUAAUGAUCUUACCGUUCAGUUGAAGGAAAAGAAGGAUGCUCUUGAGGAUUUAACAUUUCGUUAUGAUGAGGAAACUAUACUGAAUGCUGAAAUGGAGGAAAAAAUUGCUGAAUUGGAAAAGAGAACUGUUAUUAAAGAGAGUGGUGAUGAGGAUACGACUAAAAGAUUAAUGGUCGAAAUGGAAAAAACGAAGUUGCAGCUGAAGGAAUUGGAAAAGCAAUAUUCCGCUCUGGAACAAGAAAAGCUUUUGGUAUGUGCUGGAAUGAAAAAUAUAUUAUCCGCCUAUAAACAAGAUUUUAUGGAGUUGAUACAGCUCUUAUCGCCAAAUGAUACUGUCGAAGGUAUGGAUGAAAGUGAAGCAACUACCGAUGAUGACCGAGAUUUAUCGAAACAGUUGGAAACGAAUAUGAGAAAGUUUGGCAGUUUGAUGGAUCACAAUAAAAUAAUUAAAAAAGUAAUACAACAAAGGCUUGAAAGUAAUACGGAAGAAAUAAAAAAUUUGACAGCUCAGCUUGAAAUUUUGAAAAAAUCAUUAGAUGAUAAGACAAUUAAUACUUCACAAAAGGACGAGGAACUAACAAUAUGUCAGGCAACCGUGGAUCAGCUAAGAAAUGAGCUAGAAGAAGUUAAAGGAGAUAAAGCGAAGCUGAAAGAAACAUAUGGUGAGUUAGAGACAUCGAAUAAUGUUCUGUUGAAAAAUUUCGACAACUUGAAUCAAAAAAACACUGAAGUGAUUACGAAAAUGGAGAAUGAAAGAAAAAAAUAUAAUAUGGAAAUCACCAGACUAAAUGGAGAGCUGCAGAAAGCACAAAACGAUGCUAUCCAACUACAGGAACAGUUGAAAAAGAUGGAAAUUGAGAAAACGAAAUUGAUGGAAUUACGAGAAUCUCUGGAAAAUAGCAAUAGAGAACUUCUUACAGAUAUGAAAUCGUUAGAAUUGCAGAAAACUGAAUUGGAGGAAAAGUUGAGACAGAAGGAAUCAGAGAAAGAAAUACUCAAUUCUUUCUUAACAAAAAAGGAGAUAGAGCUUUCUUCGACAAAAUCCAAAAUCGAUGAGCUCACUGGCCAAAUUGAUAGACUUCGUAUCAAUCUUUGUGAAGCCAGCUCUAGUGAUGAAAGUCUGAAAAAGGAGCUGGAAUCACUUCAUGAAGAAAACAAGAAAGAAGCUGAAACGCAUAUUGUUCAGAUGGCACAACUACAAACAGCCAAUGAAUCCCUUGAGAAGAAUUUAUUAGUAACUAGAAAUAACUUGCAAAGUCUGGAAAAUAUGCAUGACGCCACGAAAAAAACAUUGGGAAAAACUCAAUCCGAACUUGAGAAAUUGAAAGAGGAGUUUUUAUCUUCACAACAAGAAUUAACAGCUGAACAAGAAAAAGUAAGAAUUUCAUGGCAUAUUUUGAAUCUUAGAGUACUUCUAAAAUUUAUUAUUACUAUCUAUUGA